Molecule: messenger RNA, 2868 nt
Organism: Thecamonas trahens ATCC 50062
Lineage: Eukaryota; Apusomonadida; Apusomonadidae
Product: oxoglutarate dehydrogenase (succinyl-transferring), E1 component
Exons: 2
Coding region: 34-2868 (944 amino acids)
Biological process (GO): tricarboxylic acid cycle
Molecular function (GO): thiamine pyrophosphate binding; oxoglutarate dehydrogenase (succinyl-transferring) activity
Source: RefSeq, a predicted model, not a curated record
GGAAUUGGUAGGAGUGCGGAGAGCAAGUUCAAGAUGCUUCGUAGCACCCAUGUCUCGUGGGGAGCUGUGAACUCGACACUCUCGUGGGUGGCCAAGGUGGCGAGCGGGAAGACGGCCCAGGUCGGCGGGAUCACUGCCGUGUCGGCCGGCAUGGCUCGUGCGAUGACCAUGGGCAUGAGCAAGGCUAGCGGGCAGAUGAUCAACUCGCUCAUGGGCAGUCGCAAUUACUUUGUGCUGGCAGAGACGGCCGAGGAGCGGACAAACCAGAACACCCACGCCAACCUGGUCCGCCUGGCCUCGGCGUACCGGACGUGUGGCCACGCGGCAGCCAGGCUCGACCCGCUCGGCCUCUCGGUCGUGCCGCGGGAGGACAUUCCGGAGCUGGAUCCAGCUCACUACGGGCUUGAAGUUGAGGGCGCGGCUGGCGAGCAGGUUGUGUCGACUCUCGGCCUUGUGUUCAUGCCCGAUGGCGCGGGAGGCUUCAAGAGCGAGGCGACGGUCAAGGACGUGGUGGCCCAUCUGCAGGCCGCGUUUACCGGCGACAUUGGCGCCGAGCUCCACGUGCCGGACGCGGUGGAGCGGCGGUGGCUGACCGAGCGUGUCGAGGCGAUGGCCGGUGGGACGCAACCUGCGGCGCUGGUCGACGCUUCCAAGCGGACGGAGCUCGCCAAGCUCCUUGUGGAGUCUGAGGGCUUUGAUAACUUUAUGCAGAAGAAGUUUGCCUUUGUGAAGCGGUACGGGCUGGAGGGCGCCGAGGCCAUGCUCGUGGCGCUGGAGGGCAUGUUUGAGGCGUCGACGGCCAACUCGAUCUCGGACAUGACCAUUGUCAUGCCGCACCGCGGGCGGCUCAACUUUCUGACCGGCCUUCUCAAGACCGAUCCGGCGCUCAUCUUUGGCAAGCUCAAGGGCAAGUCUGAGAUUCCCGAGGGCAUCCGGGGCUCGGGCGAUGUGCUGUCGCACCUCGCGGUCUCGACGGACCUGCCGUACGCCGGCGGGGCGCGGGUCGAGUCGGGCUCGGAGCUCCACGUCUCGCUCAUCCACAACCCGUCGCAUCUCGAGCACGCCAACCCUGUGGCGCUAGGCAAGGUCCGUUCGCGGCAGCGCGAGCUCGGCCCGUCGGCCAUGUGCCUUAUGCUGCACGGCGAUGCGGCGUUUGCCGGUCAGGGCGUGAUCCAGGAGUCGUUUAUGAUGUCGUCACUGCCGUCGUACUCGACGGCCGGCACCGUCCACCUCAUCGUCAACAACCAGCUCGGCUUUACGGCGUCACACGCCGACUACCGGUCGUCACGGUACUCGUCCGAUGUGGGCAAGGUUGUCUGCACGCCUGUCCUCCACGUCAACGGCGAGAAUCCCGAGGCUGUGUACGCGGCGUCGCAGCUGGCGGUCGACUUCCGCGCCAAGUUCCACCGCGACAUCAUUGUCGACAUGGUGGCGUACCGCCGGCGCGGGCACAACGAGCUCGACGAGCCGGCGUUCACGCAGCCGCUCAUGUACGAGGCCAUCCGCAAGCGCGAAUCGCUGCCCAAGAUGUACUCUGCAAAGCUCGCCGACGAGGGCGUGGCUGAUCCCGAGAUCAUCACGGCCUCAGCCGCCGCCGCAGAGGCCAAGCUCGAGGAGCGGCUCGCCGCCGCCGAGUCGCCCGACUACACUCCGCCCGCCAACCACCUGGGCGGCAAAUGGGCCGAGUUCAAGCAGACCGACGACGCGACGGUGCCGGUGGAGACUGGCGUCUCACUCGAGACGCUCCGCGCGAUCGGUAAGGCCUCGGUCUCGCCGCGGAUGAAGAAGCUCGAUGCCGGCGAUGGCCUCGACUGGGCGACGGCCGAGUCGCUCGCGUGGGGCUCGCUCCUCGCUGACGGCUACGAUGUUCGCAUCUCCGGACAGGACGUCGGCCGCGGCACGUUCUCGCACCGGCACGUGUACCUCUACGACCAGGGCUCGUCGUCGCGGGUUGUCCCGCUCAACGAUAUCGGCGUCGACGGACAGGGCACGCUCCACAUUGCCAACUCGUCGCUCUCCGAGAUGGCGGUGCUGGGCUUUGAGUACGGCUUUGCCAUGGACGACCCCAAGACGCUGGUCAUGUGGGAGGCGCAGUUUGGCGACUUUGCCAACGGCGCGCAGACCAUCUUUGACCAGUUCAUCGCCUCGGGCGAGCAAAAGUGGCUCCGGCAGAACGGGCUCGUCACCAUGCUGCCGCACGGCUUUGACGGCGCCGGCCCCGAGCACUCGUCGGCCCGCAUUGAGCGCUUCCUCCAGCUCUGCGACGGCGACAUCAAGUGCACGUCCAAGGACCCCAACAUGUUUGUCAUCAACCCGACGACGCCUGCCAACUACUUCCACGCCCUUCGCCGACAGAUGGUCCGCGACUUCCGCAAGCCGCUCAUCAUCAUCUCGCCGAAGACCCUCCUCCGCCUCCGCGAGUGCACCUCGUCGCUCACCGACAUGGCCGAGGGCACCGCCUUCCAGCCGGUCUUUGACGAUGUGUCUAUCGAGGACAAGGCCGCCGUCGACCGCGUCCUCCUCUGCUCCGGCAAGAUCUACUACGACCUCGUCAAGCGCCGCGACGAGGCCGGCCUCACUGACUCGACCGCCAUCAUCCGCCUCGAGGAGCUGCACCCGUUCCCGCUCGACGCCAUGGCCUCUAUCCUCGACUCCUACUCGCGCGCCGACAACUACGUCUGGGUCCAGGAGGAGCCGGCCAACAACGGUGCCUGGCGCUACGUCGACCCGCGCCUCCGCCAGAUCAUCUCCUCGCGCAAGCACCUCUCGUACGCCGGCCGCCCGCCGAUGGCCGCUGUCGCCGUCGCCCACGCCGCCACCCACAAGGCUGAGAUCGAGGCCUUUAUGUCCAAGGCCUUUGCCCUUUAG